Messenger RNA from Plasmodium cynomolgi strain B, 1536 nucleotides. Its product is annotated as ATP synthase beta chain mitochondrial precursor. The transcript has a single exon. The annotation marks the transcript as partial. Lineage: Eukaryota; Apicomplexa; Aconoidasida; Haemosporida; Plasmodiidae. Gene Ontology annotation, molecular function: ATP binding; proton-transporting ATP synthase activity, rotational mechanism; ATP hydrolysis activity. The record is from RefSeq and is a predicted model, not a curated record. Gene Ontology annotation, biological process: proton motive force-driven mitochondrial ATP synthesis; proton transmembrane transport.
UAGCGAAAGCGCCCACCUGAAGAAGAACACUGCCACAGGGACUAAAGGCUCAGGAGAUGCUACAGCAGCAAAUAAAAGAGACGAAAAGGGGAGUAGCACCAAAGUGGGAAAAAUAUCACAAGUCAUAGGAGCCGUGGUAGAUGUGGAAUUUGGGGACACUCCCCCUUCCAUUCUAAACGCACUUGAAGCAGACCUGGAUGAUAAAAAAAUCAUCUUAGAAGUAGCACAACAUUUAGGAAACAAAGUAGUGAGGACCAUCGCCAUGGAUGCAACGGAUGGGUUAGUCAGAGGACAAAAAGUUUUAGAUAGUGGCAAACCAAUAUCAGUACCGGUAGGGAAAGAAACUCUUGGGAGAAUUAUGAAUGUAAUUGGGGAACCUAUAGAUGAAUGCGGAAGCAUAAAAUGUAAAAAAAUGCUACCGAUUCAUAGAGAUCCACCAUUAUUCACAGAUCAGAGUACCGAACCCGCACUUCUAAUUACAGGUAUUAAGGUAGUGGAUCUAAUUGCACCAUAUGCUAAGGGGGGGAAAAUAGGUCUGUUUGGCGGAGCAGGAGUGGGAAAAACGGUACUGAUUAUGGAAUUAAUUAAUAAUGUAGCAAAGAAACAUGGAGGAUAUUCUGUCUUUGCUGGAGUUGGUGAGAGGACAAGAGAAGGGAACGACUUGUAUCAUGAAAUGAUAACAACUGGGGUGAUUAAGAAAAAAAAAAUUGGAAAUGGAGAGUAUGAUUUUAAUGGUUCAAAGGCAGCUCUGGUAUAUGGACAAAUGAAUGAACCUCCAGGAGCUCGUGCAAGAGUUGCCCUAACUGGUUUAACCGUGGCUGAGUAUUUCCGAGAUGAAGAAAAUCAAGAUGUGUUACUCUUUGUCGAUAAUAUAUACAGAUUUACACAAGCAGGUUCCGAGGUAUCAGCUUUGUUAGGUCGUAUUCCUUCAGCAGUUGGAUACCAACCUACACUAUCCACAGAUUUGGGAGCUCUACAGGAGAGAAUCACCACCACGAAAAAUGGUUCUAUCACAUCUGUUCAGGCUGUCUAUGUACCAGCAGAUGAUCUAACAGAUCCUGCACCUGCAACGACCUUUUCUCAUCUUGAUGCAACGACUGUUCUGUCGAGAUCUAUAGCUGAGUUAGGUAUCUACCCUGCUGUUGACCCAUUAGAUUCUACCUCCCGUAUGUUAACCCCAGAUAUUGUCGGUGCGGAGCAAUAUGAAGUAGCCAGAAAUGUGCAACAGAUUUUACAGGAUUAUAAAUCAUUACAAGAUAUUAUUGCCAUUUUAGGAAUAGAUGAGCUGUCCGAACAGGAUAAGCUAACUGUCGCCAGGGCAAGAAAGGUGCAGAGAUUCCUGUCGCAACCAUUUGCCGUGGCUGAAGUGUUUACUGGUAAGCCUGGGAGGUUUGUAGAGUUGGAUGAUACCAUCAAGGGCUUUUCUGAGCUCCUCAAGGGCAACUGUGACGACCUGCCCGAAAUGGCCUUCUAUAUGGUGGGCGACCUGGAGGAAGUGAAGUCCAAGGCGGUUGAGAUGGCCAAGCAGGUUUCGUG